GACGUCCAUAUUCGUUCCUAUUACUUUACGGACAUUCAGCAAACAUCUUAAAAAUUGACUUUUUUAGUUAUUUUAAGUGUUUCUUGGACAAUUUAGACUUGGUGCAGUGACCUGAUGUGAUAAUAAUAGUGAUUUAUUGUAAUUAAAGACUCGUAAUAAAAAGUUUUAACACUAAAAUCGCGGCCAAUGUCAGCAGGCGUGUCAGAUCAGCGGAUGAAAGGGCAAGGGAAUCAAGUAUCAAAUGCACCUAAAGAGCAUCAGCUAGAACGGGGAGGUGAAGAGUUGUCAGAGGUGUCAUGGCGUCAUCAGCAGCAAGCAUCAUAUGCACCACCCAUCUCGUCAGCAACAGAUCCGUACAGCGCAGCAGGUUAUUACGGUACAACAGCACUUCCUUAUCAAGCCUUCGGAGUUGGGGAUGGAACAUGGUCUACCAAUGGCACAGACCCAAUGACUUUUCUAGGAGGAUACAAUCCUCACGAUUCAUAUGGAAUGGACGGUAGUGUGUUCGGACCGUCGUCAACCCCAUUUUCCAACGCCGCAUUUGGACAACCGGCAUCAACAUUCAACUAUUUCCCAGGAAACGGUGAUUAUUCCACUUGGGGCCAGCUGGGUCGAGCUAAACAGUAUGACGAUUACUACAGAGCUGAUGGGCUGUACGUGCCGGACGGUAUUAAAGCAGUGGAGACCGGCGUUCAGGCGCUGUCCCUCGGGGAGCACAAGCAUGACAAGGAUCGCGCCGAGCUCAAGGAUAUAUCGGGCGGAUCGCAACCCAAAAAGAUGACGUGGGCGUCCAUCGCCAGCCAACCGGCUAAGCCGGCGCCAUUGUCCCAGACUGGCGGUUUGAAGAAAAAAGGGCCGGGCAUGCCCCCACCGCCGAUAGUGCCCGGGAAGCACAAUAUGGACAUUAGCACUUGGGACGCAGGCAAGAGCGCACCCGUAGCGUCUGCCCCCCCGCCCCCGGUGCUGCAACCCCCUUCUGUGCCUGCCCCUCUGCCGAUGCCUCAGCCGGUCCCGCCCCCGGCCCCCAUGCGAUGCCCUCCUCAGCAUCAGCCUCCCCCGGCGUGGACCCACACCCCUCGCGCCCCCAUUCCCCCUCAGCCCCGGCCUCCGCUUCCCACUCCCCCGCCGCCAUCCCUGCCCCCCCAAGUCUCCGCUCCGACCGUGCCCCACCCGGUACUCGACGAACUCCGCGUUAAGAACGAUUACAACCCUAAAGACUUCGAUCUCACCGCCCCUCUAACCCGAUUCUUCGUCAUCAAAUCGUACUCCGAGGAUGACAUCCACCGCAGCAUCAAAUACGAGAUCUGGUGCAGUACGGAACACGGCAACAAGCGUCUCGACUCGGCGUUCCGCGAUCGCGAGCGCGAGGGCGGCUGUGUGUAUCUCUUUUUCUCGGUGAACGGUAGUGGACACUUUUGCGGGAUGGCCCGCAUGGUCAGUGCCGUAGACUACAACUCUAACUCUAGCGUGUGGUCUCAGGACAAGUGGAAAGGACAGUUUCGUGUUAGGUGGAUAUAUGUUAAGGACGUUCCGAACGGGCAGCUGCGUCAUAUCAAGCUGGAGAACAACGAAAACAAGCCGGUGACCAACUCUCGCGAUACGCAAGAGGUGCCCCACGCGAAGGGUCUGCAAGUGUUGCGUAUAAUGCAUAGUUACUCACACUCGACGUCGAUUUUCGACGAUUUCAUCCAUUACGAGCGUCGCCAGGAGGAGGAGGACUCGCGUAAGGUGCCGCAUCCGGCUCCGGUUCAGGAGAACCAUCGCGAAGAGCACGACGGCCGUGGAUACCGUAAUUACCGUGACUACCGUGAUAGGGAUGGCCGUGACGGGCGCGAUCAUAGGGACGGGCGAGACGGUCGCGAUGCCCGUGACGGUCGUGAUCAUCGCGAUCAUCGCGAUCGUGACCCCAGGGAUAACCGCGAUCCGAGGGAUGUCAACCGUGACUAUAAAGACGAUAGGGACGGCCGGGACCAUGGCUAUCGUGACCGGGACCGGGACAAUUACCGGCCACAUAAGGAUCGCGAUGGUUCUCGUGGGCGUGGAAGACCUCGUAACUAGUUGAGGUCCAGGACUAGCUUCUCUCCAUAGAAAACAAGUUAUCAUUGGUACCGCAGCAGAUGUAUGCAUAUACAUGAGGAACCUAACAGUUGAACUACAUGUGAUGAACAAUUUAAUAGUAUAUGUUGAACAGUGAUUCAUUUAAAAACAUUCAUCAAAUUUAAUGUGUUAAUCAACUGAACAUUGACUAGUGAACAGGACAUUUGAUAAUCGUGUGAUGAUUGUGGACUUUUCAAAAUCGUGGACUGAUACAAAACGGUAAUUUUAUAGGGAAAUAUGUGAGAGGAGUUUGAUCCUUUGUGAAAUUGUAUGUAUAAACAUCAGUGCACUGUGGGUCUCAUAUAUCUGUUUAUAGCGAUGGCUAUAAAUUUUAUAUAAAUGGAAUUUUAUAUACGGUUUUUAAAGUAAAUUCUCUCGUAAUCGAUAGAUUGGUUCACACAAAACAUGUACAGAAUUUUGUUUUAUGUGUACAUAUAAUGUGUAUUAAUAACAUAUAAUUUAAGUGAAACAACAGUGCGACGAGAGAUUUAAAGUUUUAUUUUAAUGUGCCCACCUUAUUUUUAAAGUGCCUUUUCUUUAUGAAUAAAAUCAAUUAGAUUUGUUUUAACUGAUAAUUGUCACAUUUUCUCAAUAUUUUAAUACCUUUUGUAAAGCUAUGAAACAUUUAUUUUUCAUAUUUAUAUUGUAGCGAAUGGUUUUGUUUUAUGCAAACAGCAUUUUAUCUCCAUACGGUGUUCAUUUAAGAAUCUGUGUUACACAAUUAUUAUGAAAUUCAAUCACUGAUAAUGAAUUAAAGCCUGUUAUAGACAUUGU
Molecule: messenger RNA, 2871 nt
Organism: Pieris brassicae (large cabbage white)
Lineage: Eukaryota; Metazoa; Arthropoda; Insecta; Lepidoptera; Pieridae
Gene: Ythdf
Product: YTH domain-containing family protein 1
Exons: 6
Coding region: 187-2058 (623 amino acids)
Biological process (GO): mRNA destabilization
Cellular component (GO): cytoplasm
Molecular function (GO): mRNA binding; N6-methyladenosine-containing RNA reader activity
Source: RefSeq, a predicted model, not a curated record